Phaeoacremonium minimum UCRPA7 is the source of this 2511-nucleotide messenger RNA. RefSeq names its product putative glycoside hydrolase family 3 protein. The transcript has 6 exons. The coding region runs from base 1 to 2511 and encodes 836 amino acids. The record is from RefSeq and is a predicted model, not a curated record. Lineage: Eukaryota; Fungi; Ascomycota; Sordariomycetes; Togniniales; Togniniaceae. Gene Ontology annotation, molecular function: beta-glucosidase activity. Gene Ontology annotation, biological process: glucan catabolic process.
AUGCGUCGUCCAAGUGCCCAGCUCAUUUUGACGGCUCUCGUUGCAGUCGUCCAAGCAGCACCACCCGCUGGCUUUGGCUAUCCAUCCCCGUGGGCGAGCGGUGGUGAUGGCUGGGAUGAGGCGUACGCGAAAGCAAAGGAUUUUGUGAGCCAGCUGACCCUCGUUGAAAAGGUCAACUUGACAACGGGUACCGGAUGGGAAGCUGAUCGAUGCAUUGGCAUGACUGGCUCAGUGCCACGGCUCGGGUUCAGGGGUUUCUGUCUUGAGGACGGUCCGCUAGGGGUUCGAUAUACGGACGGCAACUCGGCAUUCCCAGCUGGUAUCAAUGUGGCUACGACGUGGAGUCGCGACUUGAUGCGCCGAAGGGGGAUUGCUAUGGGCGAGGAGUUUCACGGGAAAGGCAUAGAUGUCCAGCUCGGUCCUGCUGCUGGACCUUUGGGUAGAGUUCCUGCCGGAGGACGCAACUGGGAAGGCUUCAGCCCCGAUCCCUAUCUCAGUGGUGUUGCCAUCGCCGAGACGAUCAAGGGCAUCCAGAGCCGCGGUGUCAUUGCUUGUGCUAAGCACUACAUACUCAACGAGCAGGAGCAUUAUCGUAAUAACAUUGACUCGACCAUUGACGAUAAGACUAUGCAUGAGCUCUAUCUUUGGCCCUUUGCCGAUGCGGUUAGAGCUGGUGUGGGCUCAUUCAUGUGUUCGUACAACAAGAUCAAUACCAAGUACAGCUGCGAGAAUGAGUGGACUACGAAUUACUUACUCAAAAAUGAGUUAAACUUCCAAGGGUUUGUUAUGUCGGAUUGGGGUGCUCAGCACGCAACUGGAGCAUCUGCCCUCGCCGGACUCGACAUGGCAAUGCCAGGUGAUGGCGCAAGAAAUGCGUACAACUCAUUGUGGGGUGGUGCUUUGACGGAAGCAAUUCUCGCGGGUAGUAUCCCGCGCUGGCGGCUUGACGAUAUGGUGAUUAGGAUUAUGGCGGCAUACUACAAGGUCCAUGUGGGAAACUACACGGAGCGGCCAGAUAUCAACUUUUCAGCCUGGACGAACCAGACCACCGGGUAUCUAUAUCAGUCUGCAAAACAAGGGUCAACGGUAGUCAACGAGCACAUCGACGUACAAUCAGACCACGCAAAGCUCAUUCGAGAGAUCGGCGCAAAAUCGAUUGUCCUGCUGAAGAACGUGAACGGCACGUUACCCCUGAACAAGCCGAAGAGCAUUGCCAUUAUUGGAGAAGAUGCUCAGGAUAACCCUGGAGGCCCCAACUCUUGCCCAGACCGUAAUUGCAAUAAAGGGACGCUAGCAAUGGCUUAUGGCUCUGGAACGGCUGACUUUCCCUAUCUGAUUUCGCCCGCUACUGCACUCAAAGCACAGGCAGACGCCGACAAUACAACCUUUGUUAAUAUCAAAGGCAACUGGGAUCUCGACGCUGCAAAGUCCGCGGCAGCUGUGACUGAAGCUGCAAUCGUGUUUGCGAAUGCCGAUGCCGGCGAGAACUUUAUUACUAUUGAUGGGAAUGCCGGAGACAGAAAUAACUUGACCCUCUGGAACGGCGGCGAUGAGCUAAUCAAGGCCGUUGCCUCUGUCAAUCCAAAUACCAUAGUGGUCCUUCACACCGUGGGGCCCGUCCUCAUAGAAUAUGCCAAGAAUCAUCCGAAUAUCACCGCUAUUCUAUGGGCAGGUCUCCCAGGCCAGGAGUCCGGCAACUCACUAACUGAUGUCCUCUACGGCAAGGUGAAUCCUCAGGGCAAGUCUGUUUUCACGUGGGGCAAGUCGGUGGAAGACUACGGCACCCAACUGAUGUACCGGUCGCCGACCGCACAGCCAGUGCAGAACUUCACAGAAGGUGUCUUCAUCGAUUACCGCUGGUUCCAGAACGCAAGCAUAGAGUCGGUUUACGAGUUUGGCCAUGGUUUGAGUUACACGCGCUUCAUGUAUCACAACUUGACCAUCACCGUGCACAACGACACGACUUACAAGCCUGCCACAGGCGUCACGGAGCCGGCUCCCACUUUUGGCACUAUCGAUACCAGUGCUGCAAGUAACACAAUGCCGGCUGGGUUCAAAAAGAUAACGCCUUAUGUCUACCCCUGGAUUACAGGUACUAGCACCGGCGGAUCAACAGCUGGAGCGGCGCCAGCCGGGAGCACCAACAGUUCAGCUCAGCCCUUGUUACCAGCUAGUGGAGCCCCAGGAGGAAAUGCUGGAUUGUACGAUGUCCUCUAUACAGUCACAGCUGCUAUUGAGAACACAGGUAAAGUUGCGGGAACGGAUAUACCACAGCUGUAUGUUCAGCACGGCGGACCUAAUGAGCCGUGGGGCGUCCUCAGGGGGUUCGACGAAGUAUAUCUAGAGCCCGGCCAAGUCAAGAAUGUAGCUUUCAACCUGACACGCCGAGACAUUAGUAAUUGGGACACGAAUGCCCAGGACUGGGAGGUCACUGUCUACGACAAGUUCGUGUUCAUUGGGUACAGCUCGACAGAAAUCGGGCUGAACGCAUCAUUGCCCCGGUUAAGUUAG